Rubroshorea leprosula is the source of this 3986-nucleotide messenger RNA. The record is from the annotation of a GenBank genome assembly. Lineage: Eukaryota; Viridiplantae; Streptophyta; Magnoliopsida; Malvales; Dipterocarpaceae.
AAAAAUGAGAAAAGAAAAAAAGGUUAACUGCAAACACCACGCGAUGUUUCUCCGUGCAGAACACGCACGCACACAAACUAUGACAGUGCAUCUUACGCGCUGUGUUUAACAGCUAGUGCUUACCCCAAAGCAAAAAGCCCAAAACCGGAAACCCCAGGCCCAACCCACAAAAUUCAAAAACUUCAAAUUCCGGGAUUAAUUAAUCCCAUCCGUUGAUUCCGGUAGCAAACGUGGCAUAACGAACGGCUCAGAUCGCCUUUGACUCCACGCUCACCGACCCUACUCAUUUGAAUUCAAAUUUACCCCUCUCCUCCUCAAAGUUAACGUUACAAAAUCUCCAAACCUUCAGGUUCGGCUCCUAAAACUCCAUUUUUCUCUGUAUCAUUCAAGAAAUUAAAAGCUCAAAAUUUUCCAAUUUCCAGUACAUUUUCUCACCCAAUUUCCAAACCUUAGUUAGCUCCCUUUCUCUCUUCCUUUUUCUGGGUUUCCGAGGGAAUUUUUCUGGCGUUUUUGUUUCUGGUUUUGUAAGCUAGUUUGUUGUUUUGAAGGGCACGAGAAGAUUGGGUUUUCAAUGGAGGCUAGAACAAGAACCGGAUUUCAUGACCUCAAUAUGGCUUCAAGAAAAGCUGAAGAAGCAGCUUUGAGACGAUAUGUAGCUGCGGCUUGGCUUGAAAGUUUUGUGGGUCCACUGGGGAUAUCGAGUCAGCCAUCGGAGAGAGAGUUCAUUUCUUGCUUGAGAAAUGGUCUGAUUUUGUGCACUGCCAUUAACAAGAUCCAGCCAGGUUCAGUGCCCAAGGUUGUGGAGAGUAAUUCACAUUUACAAUCACAUACCCGAGAAUUCCAGCCACCGCGAGCCUAUCAGUACUUUGAGAAUGUUCGAAACUUUCUGGUGUCCAUUGAAGAGUUAAAACUUCCUGCCUUUGAAGCUUCUGAUCUUGAAAGGGAUGCCUUGGAAGCUGGGGCAGCUGGCAGGGUUGUGGACUGCAUAUUGGCCCUGAAGGCUUACAAUGAAUGUAAGCAGAUUGGGGGAAAUGGAUAUCACAAGCAAGCAAGAUCCCCCCUGGUCAUGCAUUCUGCCAGUAGGAUCCACUCACGGGCAUCAUCAGAUUCUUGUAGGCGGUUGGAAAUGUUUACUUGCCCUAAACAGCUACCUUCUAAUGGAGAAAUGACUAAACUUCUCGAAGAUUCAAUUACUAAGGUACUCUCUGACUAUAUGGAUGACACAAAGGAAAACUUUGACAACAAUCUUUUGAGUUCCUUCCAUAGAGGAAAUUCGGAUUCAAUUGGAUUAUUUAUCAACAUGCUUUCAAGUCUUUUGGAGGAACAUUCUAAGGAAAAAAUCCCUGAGCGGAUGAAAAAUUUUCUGAGAGAAAGAAGUACCUCAGCAGUCAAUUUAGCAUCUAUGCCUCCAGACGAUGUAACUGGACUUGCCUAUUCUAAGGGUACUGAAGCUCGCUUGAGAAAAGGUAAUGGUAAACAACGGAGCUUAGUGCAAAUGCAAGAAAAAGAGCUUCUGGAUCUCAAGGCAUUGUUAUCCAAAACAAAAAGAGAGUUUGAAGGCUUACAGAUAGAGUUACACAGAGACUUGAAAGAGCUGGGAAACCAAGUAGGGGAAAUGUCAACCGCUGCUCUUGGGUAUCACAAGGUGGUCGAAGAGAAUAGGAAGUUGUACAACAUGGUUCAGGAUUUGAAAGGAAAUAUCCGAGUUUUCUGCAGAAUUAGGCCUGCUUUCUGUGCUGAGACAAAAAAUGUGAUACAUUUUAUUGGAGAGGAUGGUACCCUAGUGGUUUCAGACCCGUCAAAACUGCAAAAAGAUGGGAGAAAAGUUUUUCAAUUCAAUCAUGUGUUUGGCCCAAGUGCUACUCAAGGUGAUGUGUUUAAGGAGACUCAACCUUUGAUUCGGUCAGUAAUGGAUGGUUAUAAUGUUUGCAUAUUUGCAUAUGGCCAAACAGGAUCUGGCAAAACAUAUACCAUGAGUGGUCCAUCUGGUGGUUCAACUGAGGAUCUUGGGUUUAAUUAUCUGGCUCUGAAUGAUCUCUUUCUGAUUUCCAGUCAAAGAAAGGAUGUUAUUAAUUAUGACAUUCAUGUUCAAAUGGUUGAAAUAUAUAACGAACAAAUUCGGAGCUGUACUAGUGAUAAUGGCUUGAACCUUCCUGAUGCUAAACUGCAUCAUGUGAACUCAACAAAUGAUAUUCUUGAUCUAAUGAAAUUUGGAGAGGUGAAUCGUGUUGUCAGUUCCACUGCAAUGAAUGACCGAAGUAGCCGCUCCCAUAGUGUCUUGACAGUGCAUGUGCAUGGCCAAGAUGUGAGUGGCAACAUUUUGCGGAGUUGCUUGCAUUUGGUAGACCUUGCUGGAAGUGAAAGAGUGGACAAAUCAGAAGUCACGGGAGAUAGGCUCAAAGAGGCUCAGCAUAUAAAUAAGUCUCUUUCUUGUUUAGGAGAUGUCAUCACUGCUUUGGCUCAAAAGAACUCCCACAUCCCUUACCGAAACAGCAAACUCACUCUGCUCUUGCAGGACUCAUUAGGUGGACAGGCUAAGACAUUAAUGUUUGCUCAUGUGAGUCCGGAAGAAGACUCUUUUCUUGAAACUGUUAGCACUUUGAAGUUUGCUCAGAGGGUCUCAACUGUGGAACUUGGUGCUGCUCGUCUGAACAAAGAAAGCAGUGAGGUUAUGAAACUUAAGGACCAGAUUGAAAGCCUCAAGAAGGCAUUGGCAAACAAGGAAGCACAAGGUGCACCAUUCAAUAAAAUAAAGGACCCUAGAUCUCCAAGGGAAAAAAUCAAAGCAGUGACUGACAGAACUCCUCCUCGGGCUCGAAGGUUGAGCAUCGAGAAUGGUAGCGCAGUGAAGACUGAUAGAAUGACAAAUACUGAAGUGAAGAAAGGACCAAAAUCCCCUUCAAUUCCUUCUCGAGCUAGGAGGUUGAGCUUAGAGGGUCCAAGAUAUGAAAGGAAGGAUAACAUUCAGAUUAAACCAUCCGACAAUAUGAGAGGACCACUAAAUGUUGAGGCAAUAUCAAUACAGAACCAUAGUCAUGUACAUGAUCCGGAGGCAGCCACAAGACAAUAUGGGCACCAAAGCAAUGGUGGUUCUAUGAUGGAAACUUAUCUUCCAAAAGUUCCUCGUAGUCCUACAAGUUCUUCCUUCCAGUAUCGAGCACUAAAGACAGAUGGUAGAAUUCAAGUUCCAAAACUUCAGCUGCCAAAGACUCCUGAAAAGCAGGUUCAGAUAGCAAUACAAAGUGAACUUACUCCUACAGAUUCUCGAACCACUAAUGGAAAGGGCUCUCAAAUAAGGAAAUCCAUCCGGACAACUAUUGGAAAACUAAUUAGUGGUUCUGAGAGGAGGGUCCAACCAAGCUUGGCAGAAGCAAAAUCACCUGUUGGUGGAGAGAACAACAAUAACAAUGAUGGCAAGUCCCCACUCACAGCUAAUGCAAGAGCUAUGAGGAGGCAAUCACUAACUGGCAUUCAAACUUCUGGACCAGAGAGAUCUCGUAGGUCUUCACUUGGAGGGAAGCCAAUUGACUCAAAUGCAGACCACAACAAGAAUUCAAGGACACCUCCUUCUGUCCAAAACUCCACAAAAACAUCAAAGCGAUGGCUGUAACCAUUGAAUUUUAGGUGUGACUGCCGGUAGGUGAUGCUUUGACUUGAAGCAGACUGACAUGCUGACACUUAGAGGACAAUCCAGGAAUUGCAAGAACCAGAUUCAGACAGAUUGAGCAAACACAAGUAGUUAUGUACAAAGAGAAUAUAAUUUCAGGUGAGGCAAAGGAUCAAGCUGCUUAUUGAUUGUCUGUCAUCUUAUUAAUGACUGGUAAAUAAUGUCAGAUAGGUACUGACUGAUCUAAUGAUUCUUGUAAUUUCAAUUCGGGAACACCCUGAGGAUGUAAAGUUUCUUAUUGGCUUAACGAAUUCUUGACUUGUACUUCCACUCAGAUUGCCUUCAAAAUAAAGCUUCUUAAUAAAAGCAGCCACAUUUC